Orussus abietinus is the source of this 3315-nucleotide messenger RNA. RefSeq names its product UPF0472 protein C16orf72 homolog. The transcript is spliced from 5 exons. Bases 1 to 726 code for a protein of 241 amino acids. The record is from RefSeq and is a predicted model, not a curated record. Lineage: Eukaryota; Metazoa; Arthropoda; Insecta; Hymenoptera; Orussidae.
AUGAGCGAGGACAGGAGCGAGGAGGAUCCCAUAAUGGACCUCUGGUACUCGAACUGGGAGCAACAGUGCGUCGAGGGCAUCGAGGCCGAGCCCGAUUACGAGGGCCAGCUACACUCCGAGAAGGAGCUCUACUCCCAGCAGAUCUGGACCACCUUUCAGACCACCGCCUCCGCCAUCGCCCAGCUCUACAAAGAUCGCUCGCAGGGUGCCUCGCUUUGGUUGCCUUUCCAGACUGCCGCUGGCACCGUUACGUCGUUGUACAAAGAUUCCAUGGACGGGAUGCGGAGGUGCAGCGAACUGGGCAUAGAAACGGGAAGGCAGAAGCGCAGCAAAGAAAUUAUGAACUGGGCUAGGAAGAAACGGCGGAUGAUUCGUAGGGAAGAUCUCCUGGCGUAUCUCGCUGGGAAACCACCUCCGCCACGACCGCAUUCUCACAGGAGUUCUCCUAAGCCUCGUAUGAUGGUCUGCGGUUCUCCCCCUUCCCAGAGUCCCACGCCGAGUAUGGUAGUCACGCCGACUCCGACAGUUUGCGACGACACGGACCCUGAGCUGCAUACUUUUCGAGAAGCGAUCGCCUUGUCAGGGUCACCGGUGUCGCGGCGCACAGGAAGGCAGGCCGAGCUGUCUGCCUUCAUAAGUAGCGAGUUCGCUCGACACCACAAACGACCCGCCUCCCACGACGUGGACAUGGGCUCUCCGACGCACAAACGGUCGCGUUUCAUGUAACAGCGCGCUAUGUGUGUAAAGUAGAGCGACUCGCCCCUUUGUUCCCUAUUAAUUAAUUAAUUGGUCGAUCAGUUAAUUACUAAUCGUUCAGCCCUCCGUUGUGGUUCCCGGCUCAGCAGGCCAUGACUCUUUUUGGUCGGAGUGCAUCUUAACGUAUAUAGCCGACCUCUGGAUCCGAAGUGUCCAAGAUACUCGGAUGCCCUUGCAAACACCAAAGAAACGUUCCAAACACAUCUAAACGUCCCAAAAGGUAGCAGGGUAUGUACGGAGUGACAUAUUAAAAAGCAAACUCACUCGUACGAGUCAGGUGACAGAAAUUGACAGUUGUGCAUCGACCACCGUCGAAUGACAUCCAAGCAACUGUCAAGUCUAUAUCCAAUGUUCCAAUGGACGUAGCUCGAUAAGAAAUCGAGCCACGUGGAGUUCGUAGUGACGUUUAAGAGAAAACUAGGACCAUCGAUUACAUCCCCUGCGAAAGGUAACGUACCUCCACCUCUCGACUCGAGUAAACUUUCCUCCUUUGUUUGACUUCCUUGCUUUUUGACGGCUUCCUUUGUGUGCAAAUUAAUAGAAAGGCAAUUUCUAUACUUGGGAAAAAGAGAGAAAGGAAAAAAAAGAAAUAUGUAACGAAGCACCCUGAAUCGCGAAAGAAACGGUCGAAGGGGGUGGAGGGAACGUCAAGGCGUAAACCCGUUGACAGUGACAGCCCUGUCAACGCGUUCUUGGGAAAUGGCCGGUGAACCACCUCGGACUAUCAAACUAGACUUCGUAGACUUUUGCGGCCCCUUGUAUAAAUUAGGUUUAAGCCACGAUUACCUUUUGCGGGAAGCAAUUGAUUUUCGGAGGUGCGAAGGUCACGGCAGAUUGUCGAGAAGUCGCGUCCAACUUGGGAUCCGAAGGAGGUGAACGGAUAAGGACACAAAAGGAAAAAAAAAGAAAAAAAUAGAAGAAUAGGAAUGAGAAAUUUAGUGGAUCAAAAGGGGAGAGAUAACCGGGCGGAAUCGUAACUAGAAAAUGAGAGAGAGAAAGAGGGAAAGCAAGAGCUGUCAGAAUUGACAGGCUCGCUGUCGGGACCUCCUUCGGAAGGUGGACAUAUUGUUUUUCUUGUUUUUUUUUUAUUAUUUUUUUUUUUCAAAUUUUUCAUUCUCGUUUGUUUUCCCAUAUUCGUGACUUUCCGAGAAAAACGGACCCCCCCCCCCUCCCCCCCUUCCGGAAGCUAACAAGGAGUUUGUUAUUGAUUUGUAAAUAUAGCGAGUACGUCGAUUACGAUAAGCGGUUAAUGAUAGUACUAGGGAUAUGACAGCUGGGUCGGCGGGAGGAUCGGCGAUGUUGGCCCAGGCCAUGGUUCGCGAUUCGAGACGUCCGAUGACCUUCAUUUAGCGAAACGAGCUCGGGGAGGUUUAUUUAAAAUUGUCAACUGCCCCCCCCCCCUCCCCUUAUUUUAAUCGAUUUUUAGUAGGCAAUUUUGUAUCCCACUUAGCCGGAAUUUCCGUAGAAUCUGAGAAAAAGUGCGAAUCUCCUAUGUAUUGUGUCCCGCGAUCGUAUCGCCGCGCUUUAGUUGAAAGACACACCCCCCCCGAAGAGGUCCAUCCCCCGUCCACCCUGGCGGUAAUAUUAAUAUCACUAUUAAUAUUGAUUACUAUUCGAUAGCUUUAAUCGCGCUCUAUUUAUCGAUCCUAUUAAAAGAAGGAGGGAGAGAACGACCGGUCGGCGCGUUGGGACGAAGGGAAAUUACGAGGAAGCCGUUCUUUGUGUUUUACGCCCCGGCGAGGAGGGGAAAAUGUCGGAAAACGAGGAAAAAAGGAAAGAAAAGAGAGAGAGGAGGAAGGAAAGGGAGGAAAACCUCCGGGGAUAGAGUGCGUCCUCUCGUCGCGUUUUUCUCGACUCUUAAGCUCGUCUUCCCGUCGUUCUGUAAUCCGGCUAACCGGAGGGAAAUUGUUUAUUGCAUUGUCUACUCGUUAAUCCACUUAGAGAUGGACCGAAAAAGGAAGGGGAAAAAAGGGAAAACGGAAAGGGCGAGGUAGGAAGGUCCUGACGGCUGGUACGAUCUCUAAGAUCCGAAAUUUCAAGGAGACCUCGCGGUUGCAAUCGUAGUCCUCGGUAUCGAUUCGAUGACCUCUUUGUUUUCUUUUUGUUACCUUUUUUUUUUUUAAUUUUUAUAUAUAUAUAUUUUUCUUUUUCUCUAUCGAAGGUCUCCCAUCGUUCGCGCGUCGUUCGAUCGAUUUAAAUCGUUUCCCCCCUCCCGGUUUUUUUUUUCCUAGAAAAAAAAGGAAAAGAUAGAAAGAAGAGAGAACUAGGAUCUCCUAACUUUUCGACCGCUCGACCUUCUGCGAGGAUUUUCAAUUUCCUCUCGCUGAUAAUGUCGCACCCCGGAGAGGAAUCCGCGGCUCCGAAUGGAAAAGCCAAGGGCGAACAUUAAACGGGCGUAAAGGAAGAAAAAGGGAAAUGCGAAGAAGAAGAAACGAAAGAAAAAGAAAAAAAAGAGAAAAGGCGAAACCAAGGGGCGGCACGUCGCAGGGAAGAUCACCGAAAACCGCCACCGUGACUUUACCCCGUGGGGAGGGGGUGGGAAGAAAAUGAAAAUGAAAA